GAGGAGAGCGACGGAGACGCCAGACCUGACCUUGCAGCAGCGGCACACUGCGACUAGCCGGGCCCGUUGGUUCGCAACCUCGUCGGCCCGCCCGCUCGCUGGCUCGCUGGAACCCACGCCGCCGUGUUCGCGUUGGUGCUGAGGGUGUCGCGCUCACAUGUAGAUGACGCUGCGCCUGCCCUCGGAUCCCGCAGCGGCGCCCCCUGAUGCAGUCGAGCAUCCGCGCUCAGGCUGAAGUGCAGGCCCAGAGGAAGAAGCAGCUCGCAAACUCGUACAAGCAGCUCCUCGAUGAAUUCGCGGCGCCAGACCUCAAGAACGUGGGCAACUACACGCUGGGCCGGCUGAUUGGCAAGGGCAGCUUUGGCAAGGUCUAUCUGGCCGCCCACAAGCUCACCAACGGCUCCAAGGUCGUGCUCAAGUCGGCCAAGAAGGACGACACCAACCUCGCCCGCGAGAUCCACCACCACCGCCAGUUCAUCCACCCGCACAUUGCGCGCCUGUACGAGGUCAUUGUCACCGAGUCGCUCGUCUGGCUGGUGCUGGAAUACUGCCCGGGCGAUGAGCUCUACAACUACCUCCUCGCGCACGGCGCGCUCGAGCCCGCCAAGGUCCAGAAGAUCUUCACCCAGCUCGUCGGCGCCGUCUCGUACGUGCACAACAAGGCCUGCGUCCACCGCGACCUCAAGCUCGAGAACAUCCUGCUCGACAAGUACGAGAACGUGAAGCUCGUCGACUUUGGCUUCACCCGCGAAUACGAGGGCAAGAGCAACUACCUGCAGACGUGGUGCGGCACCGUGUGCUACAGCGCCCCCGAGAUGCUCAAGGGCGAAAAGUACGCCGGCGAAAAGGUCGACGUGUGGAGUCUGGGCAUCAUCCUGUAUGCCCUGCUCGUCGGCGAGCUGCCCUUCGACGACGACAACGAGAUGGUCACCAAGACGAAAAUCCUCAAAGAGGAGCCAAACUACCCGGACAGCUUCCCGCCGCAGGCCAAGGAGCUGUGCCAGAGCCUGCUUUCGAAGCGCCCUAUACUGAGACCCACGCUCGCGGAUAUAUUGCAGAACCCGUGGUUGGCAGAGCACGCGCCGCGGCAGCAGGAGAUAUUGAAGCUGAAGCAGCCGGAUCCGUUUUCGACCGAGCUGGAGAAGGAGGUAUUGCACAGGAUGCGCGCGGCUGGGGUGGAUAUGGAUACCAUUAUUGAGAACGUCCUUGCGCAGCGGUGCGACGCGCUGGCGGGCUGGUGGGCACUGCUGCUUGAGAAAGAAGAGAAGAAAGCCAGAAGAAGAGAACGCAAGCGGAAAGAAAGGGAGGCUGAGGCCAAGAGCCUGCGGCGGCUGAGCGCGGCGAGCAGCCGCUUGGACAAGCUUGCGCCGACGAUUAAAGAAACCGACGAGGAGGGACAUCACUCAGGCCUGCUCGGGGAGCCCCCUAAGAGUCGGGGAAGGGCCCGGAAUCGCAGCAGUCUGCAUGGCGUCCCGUCAGAUCUUCCAAAGCUCCCAGAGUCCGGCAACUCACCCGAACCAGGCGCCGACAUGCCUCCACCUCCUGUGCCCAAAGACCACAUCCGAUCCUCAGGCUCUUCGUCACGGCCCCCUCCGCCGCCCAAAGAGAUGAUGAGACGGCGGUCCCAAGCCAGCAUGCUCCAAGUCGUCUCCACCAAUCCUGACCUCCUAAGCCCCAACGGCUUCGUCCCCAAACGCCGCCGGAAAUACCAACCCCCCUUCUUCUCCCACCUUGCCACCCUCCGCAACUGGAUCAAAGAAACCUCCAAACGCGCCCGCUCCCCAGGCGGCUCCAAAGCGUCUUCGGCGAAAUCCCCUACCCAACCCGACCACGUCUCGUCUCCCGAAUCAACCCGCCGCCCCACGGCCGCAAACCGCAACUCAAGCGUCCACGCCCACCACGCGGGUGUCACGCCCUCAACGCACAUUGCCACCCGUCCGCGGGUUUCUUCUUCAGGGAAGAGACCUAGUCUUUCACCGGCCCCGUUAACACCGCGGUCGUCGUACCGCCGCUCCUCGGGCGGUCUCCGCGGUCGCAAGUCCACAUCCUCGUCCAUCUCCAGCAUCCGCUCAAUGCCGCACCACCACCACACGCACUCCAAAGCCUCCUCGACGUCCUCCGCCUCCAUCACCUCCCCCACCAUCUCCGUCUCUAAACCCUCCAAAUCCCCCCACGCAAGCGUAAAAGUGCUGCCCGCGACGCCAACAAAUGCGUCUUUCCCUAGCGGUCUACGAUUGGGACUCGCGGUAAGAGGCGGCCUGAGCGAGGGCAGCGCAGCGUUCGGACAGGCGCCGCCGAGCUCGCCGGGCCUGAACAUGGUGUUUGCGAAGCGGAAGCGGAGUCCGUUCAAGGGGCCUAUGCUCACGUUGGGACAGCAUGCAGGACAGCAUCACAGUUCCCCGGCGGCGCAGAGGAGGGCGGAGGCCGCGAGCAGGAGUGCGAGCAUGCAGGGCCGGCGCAGCGGCGAGAUUAUGGGGAUUACGGAGGAGGAAGAGGAAGAGGAAGAGGAGGUCGAGGAGGUUGAUGAGUUUAGUCCUGUGCUGGGGGGGUGCGAGGAGGUUGUUGAGGAAGGAGACACGGAGACUGGGGCGGAGAGUCCGCCCUCGGGGGAAGAGAAGGGGUUGGGGUUGUCGGCAUCGACGGGGGCUGAUGGCAAAGCAGAGGGCGGGAGAGGCUUGCUGCUCAGUCGGUUGAUGGAGGUCCGCGAGGAGAGUCCUGUGCCUGAUAUCGAAAAUCCGCCCAAGACGCCGCCCAAGGGGAAGCAACCUACACUCGCAGAGACGAAGCCCGAGACGCCGCCCAAGGAUCGAUAGAGCGAGCGGAGCGUGUAGAGCUUGGAGCUCAGAGCAGGAUUGGCUUGGUUUGAUGGGUUUGGCUGCGAGACGCACGACGAUAGAUACCUUUUCCUUUUUUCUUUUCCUUUUCC
Paraphaeosphaeria sporulosa is the source of this 2926-nucleotide messenger RNA. RefSeq names its product kinase-like protein. The coding region runs from base 207 to 2813 and encodes 868 amino acids. The transcript is spliced from 6 exons. Gene Ontology annotation, molecular function: ATP binding; protein kinase activity. Gene Ontology annotation, biological process: protein phosphorylation. The record is from RefSeq and is a predicted model, not a curated record. NCBI's taxonomy places the organism in Eukaryota, Fungi, Ascomycota, Dothideomycetes, Pleosporales, Didymosphaeriaceae.